This is a messenger RNA of Echinops telfairi (small Madagascar hedgehog), 5862 nucleotides long. RefSeq names its product CDK2 associated cullin domain 1 (gene CACUL1). Bases 141 to 1238 code for a protein of 365 amino acids. Gene Ontology annotation, molecular function: ubiquitin protein ligase binding. The record is from RefSeq and is a predicted model, not a curated record. NCBI's taxonomy places the organism in Eukaryota, Metazoa, Chordata, Mammalia, Afrosoricida, Tenrecidae. The transcript is spliced from 9 exons. Gene Ontology annotation, biological process: ubiquitin-dependent protein catabolic process.
CGCCACGGGAGAGGGAGACCCAGCGCGCCCCUGGCCUCUCCGCCGCACCGCUCGGCCCCGGUGAUGUGAGCGUGCGAGGCUGCAGUGCCCCCUGGCCCAGGGCUGAGCCGGGCGUCCGCUGUCUGCGAGGGGCCGGCAGGAUGGAAGAGAGCAUGGAAGAGGAAGAGGGGGGCAGCUACGAGGCGAUGAUGGACGACCAGAACCACAACAACUGGGAGGCCGCCGUGGACCGCUUCCGGCGGCCGCCGCCGCCGCCCCUGCCGCCGAUCCCAGCCUCUACCCGGGAGCCCCCGGGAGGGCAGCUGCUGCCAGUGCCCACUUUGUCCGUGGACAGGAAAGGCCCCAAGGAGGGACUGUCCAUGGGGCCACCGCCAGAGUCCAACGGGGUGAUCAUGAUGUUGAAGAGCUGCGAUGGGACUGCCACUGUGGCCAAGGCUGCCCCCGCCUCCACCCCCAGCUCCACCAUCAACAUCAACACCUCCACCUCCAAGUUCUUAAUGAAUGUUAUAACUAUUGAAGAUUAUAAGAGCACAUACUGGCCAAAAUUGGAUGGUGCCAUAGACCAACUUUUAACCCAGAGUCCUGGUGACUAUAUCCCCAUAUCUUAUGAACAGAUAUACAGUUGCGUGUAUAAGUGUGUGUGCCAGCAGCACUCGGAGCAGAUGUACAGUGAUCUGAUUAAAAAGAUAACCAAUCACUUAGAGAGAGUCUCAAAGGAGCUGCAGGCCAGCCCUCCCGAGCUCUAUGUUGAAAGAUUUCAUGUAGCUCUUGGACAGUAUAUGGGAGCACUGCAGAGCAUUGUGCCUCUUUUCAUAUACAUGAAUAAAUUUUACAUUGAAACCAAGCUUAACAGAGACUUAAAGGACGACCUUAUAAAGCUGUUUACGGAACACGUUGCCGAAAAGCACAUCUACAGCCUGAUGCCUUUACUUUUAGAAGCCCAGUCGACACCUUUUCAGGUCACGCCUGCGACGAUGGCGAAUAUCGUGAAAGGCCUGUAUACCCUCAGACCAGAAUGGGUUCAGAUGGCUCCAACUCUGUUUUCUAAAUUUAUUCCAAACAUUCUCCCCCCGGCGGUGGAAUCGGAGCUUUCUGAAUAUGCUGCUCAAGAUCAGAAACUUCAAAGAGAACUGAUGCAGAAUGGGUUUAUGAGAGGUGACCAGUCCCGGAAGAGAGCGGGGGACGAGCUGGCUUACAGCAAUUCAUCGGCAUGCGCAAGUUCCAGGGGCUACAGAUAGUGAUGGCCACAGCUGUGCUUUUGUUUCUGCAAAGAGGGCGCGCCGGACUGCAGAGACACCCCAGCCCUCCCUGCACAGCCGGCAUCCUGUAGAAACUCGGGGGUGGGGCCUCUGUCCCUGGGCUGUUCUUGGGAACAGAUGUUGGACUUUUGACAUUGGUUUGUAAUGUUAAAAUAAUUUUAAACAAAACUAACAAACCGAAAAUAAGCAAACAAAACCCCAGUCAAUUGCUGCUAGACUUUGGGACGAUUUGGGAACGGGACAAUCUCAUACUGAGCUCGUGCUUGCUGCCACGAGGAACAAGCGUCUUGAACAGUGACCACUGCAAAGUGCAAGCCAGCAGCUUCCUCCAAAACUAGAGCCGCAGGACCCUCCUCUUUAAAACUCGCACUCUGUUCCUUGGUGGGCGGGGCCCCUCCUGCUCCCUCACGUUGGUCUCACUUGUCAAGGUCCCCUUUGCUCUGAAAACAAUACAGUGUUGUUUGUCCAUCCCCAAACAACCCCUCCUCAGAGUUAGUCUCUGUUCCGCAUUAGGACGUCUUGUUAGAGGGAAAGGCUCGCCCUUCCGCCCUCCCUUCUCUUUCCCCGGACUCUGUGCCUUGAGUUCUGUGCACGUUGCCACCGUGUGACCCUGUCAGACUCACAGCUGCUUCCUGAAGAAGGUGGCCAGUGGGACUUGGGAACAGGAUGCUAAUGAAAUUGGCAACUAGGGGCAUGUUGCAAGGGCUCAGAUUCUCCCCCAGCUCCCCCUUUGUCACACACAAGAUGUCGAGAUCAACUCACUAGACAUGUCUAGCCCCUCCCUCCCAUCUCGCCAGCUGCUGUCAGGUCAGGGUGCUCGUUUGGGGGUGGCCGCUCUGCACCAGCACGGCCCUCUUGCUCAGUGUUGAGAGCAGCUCUCUGCCACGCACAGGAGGCAGGUACGGUUAUGGAACCUAAACGGAAGGGAUGGGGUGGGCACCUGAUCCAUUUAAUCUUAAAAGAGUGAGCAAAGUAGUUAGAGAAAAGUCUGCAGUCAGCCUUCGAACAUGUUGAGUUCUUGGUUGAGGUGGGGGAAAGUGGCACUGUUCUUCACAGUGCCCUCCCUCCCUGCUGGGGCAGAGCCGAGCUGUUCCCUGUGGUGGCCACUCCCUGGCCUGUCUCCUUCCUCAUAAAGGAAACACCUAAACAACCAUUUCUCAGCUUUGUUCAACUCUAAAUGGAGCAUAGGUGUCAACGCUAUUCAGCAGAGUCAGAGUUGUGGGCCAUGAAGGUAGACAUGCCAGGGGUGCUGUUGCGAGGUGCCUCUGGGGCAGGGGGGUGGUGAGUUAGAAGGGUGGUGUGGGGAGCAGAGCUGGGUCCCCUCUCCCAGAUGGUCAGAGAAGGACAGUCUGAAAUACUGAGCAGGCCGUGGUGGUAGGUUCUGCAGAGGACUUGGAGUUGGACAUGUCCCUGGGAGCACCUUAGAGAGGGGCGGGUGAACUUGGGGUGGUUGUGAGGCCCUAGGCGCACUCUCAGGCAGCCCUGUGCCCAGAGAUGGGGUCCAUCUGUCACCUCCUUGUCUCCUGGAGAAUCUCGGGGCCGUUUCACCACGAAGUCCAGGUACUUCUUUUUCCCACGGGAAUGUGUAGAUUGAUCAGUGACACCCGGAACAGAAGGCUCAUGCUAAUCCUCACGAAAGUCCAGCAGACCGUUGUCUCCGCGUGAACCCUAACGACGCUCCCAGAUGCAUUUUCUGAGAGAGGACUGAUCUUUUUUUGACAACACAAGAACUUUCCCUACAAAAGCACUAAUCACCAUGUGAACUGGCAUUAAAAUCUGUGGAUGUUCUUGCGUUUCUAACAUAAUUGCCCUGGUCUGAUAUCUUUACUGUCUUUUUAUUGUGUACAUAUUAACAGAAAGUAGGCAACGCUUGCAAAUUUUGUUUCCUGUAAGUUUUUGCCUUGAUGAGGCGGGGUUUGGUGCUGUAGAGCUGUGAUCGGAAGGCUCUAUGGAAAUGGUUGUCCCUGGUCCUCACAGGGGCCCUUCUGGGGUAGCCUGGCACGAUGAAGAACUUGCCACUCUUAAGUCAAAAUUGACCAUGUGCAUGUACUUGGAAUGCUUCAUGGAAUUCUUCAUUUGAAACCCAGAAAGAAUGAAGUUGGCCCUCCAUUCCUAUUGACUGAGUACCACUUGCCAGAAGACACCGUCUUGUCAUGUUUACGUGUGUUCUUGCCAGUGCAGUAUCCAGGCAGAGCCGCGCCACCGCGGCCAAACCGUGACUUUGGUGGAUCCCACGUCUUGUCCCUGCCGCUUGAUUAACUGGCUAACUGGACAAGGAUGCAGGGGCAGCCUGAAGCUAGAUUCUUAACAGAGAGCCCGCUCGUCUCCUGGUCCUUUUCAGCCACAGGGCGGCCCGAAGUAAUGACCUGUGAAACCAAAUCGAUGCUAGCUGUUUGGAGAGCAGGCCCGCUGCCUUCUCUGUCACAGCUGAACUCCCACCCGCCGGGAACCAGGGCUUUGUGUUCCUGGUGCAGGAAGCGCCCAGGAAGGAUGGUGAGCCUUCCCGAAUCGUUCUUGGGGUGAAGGACACGAAGCAAAAACCUGGAUUACGUGAGGUGCGUUAAAAAUAGUGCCUGAGAACGUUACCUUUUCUGUCCCUUUCCUAAGUCUGAGGCAGUGACCCUCCCUUCCUUUAAGGACUCGGGAUGGAAAGGCAUUGGGUGGCGGAUGGGCGGGGCGCCUGCAGGAAUCCGGUGCCCUCCCACCUUGAGGACUGCUCAGGUGUCUGCGGGCACCUGCCUGCCAGGGGCCGCGACCCCUUCCCUCCCACACAGCCUGCUUCCGGGCUGGUGGCAGAUUUGCACGCAUUGCUGAUCGAUUCCUCAGGAAGUCUUGGAGUUGCAUCACCUCACUCCUGUGUGCUGACCUCCGUACCGAAGGAGUGGAGGAAGCCUUUGGGCUCGCAGGGCUUCAGAGUGGUCUGCCCGGGCACUCGCUGAGGUAAUGAAUGGUGGUCUCCCAAAGCAGACGGGCUGCUGCCAUUGCCCAGUGCGCAGGAGCCCUGGGAUCAUAGUGUCUCAAUGACGCGGGCUAACCCACCCGAGUCACCGUCCCGAUACUGUCCAACUCUCAGGGCUGGCUGCGUUGUCUGUAAUGUUCCAGGGCGGUUCGUUAUUCCCGUGAUUGUUAAUGUGGCGGCUCAGCCUUGCCUUGGAGCUAAAAUCCAGGUGUUUGUAAUCAGCAGCUAUUAUUAAAAUAGCUAAGCAUUGUUUUAUGGGUAGACGCUAAUGUGAGCUAUGGAGAAAUGUACUAAAACGCAGAACAAACAAAAGCAAUCCCGUGAGUUAAUCAGUCACUGGAUGUUUCGAGUUGGAUUUUUCUUUUAAAAAUUUUUGUAAAAUUUUAAUGGUGUCUUUGUGUGGAGUAUUAACGUUUACUUAGUCCAAACCUGGGCUGCCUCAGGGGACUUUGAGCUCCUAGUGGGAAUGGGACUCUCACUUGACGACCUGCGUGGGAGGUGGGCACUGUUUUCAAUAGGGCCGCCUCGGUUCAAAGUCUGCGGCAUCCAAAGCCAGGGAGGUCCUCCCAUCACAUGCACUGUGGUCCCAUUGCUGGCCACCGGGGAGAUAGGGCUCCUAUUCCAUUUCCACCGCUUCUCAACUAAGUCCCCGAGGUGCGGCCGAGGCCCUGGUUUAGAGUUUGGACCUCUGCCGGAGUCGGAUGGCACGAUGCUGGACAGCUACCUGCUGUGUGAGGAGUGCAGCUGCAGGACCGUGAGAGGGCAGCGUCCUCGUGGGCCCUGCCAUGCCUGCUCCACAUGGCCAGACAUCAUCUUCACCUCGGGGUGGGCUCUCGUUAAGGACCAUGUUCAUGGCUUACAAUUCUGAGAAAUUGAUCAUGUGGCUUUGGGGUUAUAAAUUCUGUGGAUUGCAAAAAAAUAAAUAUUUUCUAUUGAUUCUCAUAUGUCAUUUCCAUGUUGUGACGAUUACUAACAGGUGCCCGUUGUUAACCACAUGACAGCUCACGUGCUUUCAUUAUUCUGGUUUGACAGGAGAAAGUCAUGAAAUAGGAAGUGAAGGGGUGCUGUGGGGACAGCGCGUGGAGAUCAGAUGUAGGCAAGAGGCUUCUGCCAUAUCCUCCCCUCACUCCCACCCCCUCGAGCCAGAAUUCAGAGGAAGCCUUGGAGUCUGGUCCCUGCUGGGGCUUGUGCUCCAAAGACUUGGAGCCAGAGGGUGUCUGCCACUCAAGCUCUUGUUCAUCCAAGAACACUGGUGGGUGCAAUUCAUCCUGACUUUCAACGCCUGAUGGACUUUGACGCACGUCGUCUGUGUCAGGGUGCCAUCAUGCUCAGACAUUCUGAUGAAUGGGAUAAACCAGGGACCUGGGACACACGAACUGUGUGACAAUGCAGUGGGAUUGUGAGCAUACAGUAGUCAUGUCUGGCAGUGCUGGUUUUCCAUUUGUAAACGUGUGUACGUGUGUGUGUGAAAUUAUAGACGUGUACACGUCAUUUUUUAAAUGCACAUUUGUCAAUCUUUAAUCAACUUUCUAACUUGUGGGUGUGUUUGACCUGCUAUCAUGCAAACUUACCAUCUUGUUUGCUGUGAAAUUAAUUAAUAGGUUUUAUGAGAUGGUAUUAAAUUUCUCAUGCUGUCUUUUUGAA